AUGUCAACCUCGAACCAAACGAAUAUUCCUGCCGCAGUCUUGACAGAAGAAGAGAAGCAGUCAAUUAUCAAUGCUGCUAAAGGCCAAUACAAGGAGUCUAUAAAGAGCCGAAGAGUCGAAGCCGUAUUGGUUUACAGUGUGGUUUUAUAUGGGAAACCUCCAUCAUUCUAUUCGGGUUGGGCCAGUGGAACAACAGGCCAUUGGGGAAUCGUUGUUGAUGGGCUAUUGCACCACCUUGUUUUCAAGUUGGAUGAAGACAGACAGCCAGUGGGAAUCGAGUUUGAAAGACAGGAUUUUAAACAACAAUGGAUCGAUGAAGGAAAGGUGACUGCUAAAGAAGAAAUUGGCUCAACAUCUCUUCCGCUGGAAGCUAUCAAGGCUGUUGGAGAAUCACUGAUUUUGCAUUUUGGCGAUUACCGAAGACUGUACAGAAACUGUCAGACAUUUGCGGACAUUUUUGUGCAAAUUGUUUGUGACGUCGACCACAAAGCAUUCUCUUCACCAUCUAUCCAGAAUGUUAUCGCCACUACUCUUUUGGCUUUUCCCCUGACUACAGUCGGCGGCUCCGUUAUGCACAUCAAGCAAAAAAAAUUCAUCAAGAAAGUCAUCAAGAAAACAAAAAAGGCAAUUUCUUGGGAAGAUAUUGUUGAUGCUGAAAUUAAUGAUGAAAUCAACAAAAUUGAGCUGGGCAUUGUUGGAUCAAAAACUAGUUGUUCCCUUAUUAAAAAGCAUGUUCUUAAUAAUACGUUUUAUGACAGCUUUCUUUCUGUUCUGAUAUUAUUGCGGGAUAAUUCAUUUAUGACAAAUGAUACAUUCAAGUUCUUUGGUAAAUCAAAAGAUAAUAUCUUCAUUUUUGUACAUCUAACUGAUUUUUUAUUGGAUAAUGUGAAUGACGAAAUUUACCAAACUUUCAAUUAA
Batrachochytrium dendrobatidis JAM81 is the source of this 918-nucleotide messenger RNA. RefSeq lists its product as uncharacterized. The transcript has 2 exons. Lineage: Eukaryota; Fungi; Chytridiomycota; Chytridiomycetes; Rhizophydiales. The coding region runs from base 1 to 918 and encodes 305 amino acids. The record is from RefSeq and is a predicted model, not a curated record.